UCCGGAAUUUUAUUACUUCCGUUGUCAGCCAUUUUAUAAGACGCUUCUUCUUUGGUAUUCGCGUAUGUUUGCUUCUAUUUUCGGUCGAAGACUCGUUUUGUAACCUCGGAAUUUAAAGAAGAUUAUCUAGGAUUUUCUUCGUGGAUUAUUACAUCUAAAUAAUUUCCAAAAUGAUCAAAGUAGAAGAAAUACAAAUACCAAACACUGAUGAAAGAGAUCGAAGUAGAGAACGAGAUCGGAUGAGAAGAUCGGAUAGACAAAACCGUAUGAAUUCUACCAGCCGUGAUAGGAGUAGAGAAAGAAAUGACCGUGUUGGUAGAAAAGCAUCGGACACUAGGAUUUAUGUGUCCAAUAUACCAUAUGACUUUCGAUGGCAGGACUUGAAGGAUUUGUUUAGGACACAUGUUGGGAAGGUUGCACAUGUUGAACUUUUUACUGAUGAAAAUGAUAAACCUCGCGGUUGUGGUAUUGUAGAAUUUGAAGAUGCAGAAUCUGUUAAGGUUGCAGUUGAGAAAAUGCAUCGUUUUGAUACAAAAGGAAGAAAAUUAGUCGUUAAAGAGGACUUUGAUGUUGAGCGUGAUAAAUAUGGUCGUUUAGCAACAGCACGUAAUAAUGAUAGACCAAGAGAUGAUAGGUUUAGGGAUCCCCCUCGGCAACCAGGAGUUGGUAGACAAAACAUGCCUGCACCUAGUGGAGGUGGUGGAGUUGGAGGAGGUGGUGUUGGUGGCGGUGGCGGUGGCGGCGGUGGUGGCGGUGGUGGAGGUGAUAGCAAAUUUGGAAACACUUUUGGUCUAAGUACACAAUUUUUAGAAUCUUUAGGCAUCAAUGGACCUUUGGUUACCAGAGUUUUUGUAGCAAAUUUGGAUUAUAAAGUUGAUGAAAAGAAAUUAUUGGAAGUAUUUAAAUUAGCUGGAAAAGUUUUGCACGUUGAGUUGGGUAAAGACAAGGACGGAAAAUCUCGCGGUUUUGGAGUUGUAGAAUAUGACCAUCCUGUAGAAUCUGUACAGGCUAUUUCAAUGUUACACAAUCAACAACUUUAUGAUAGACGAAUGACAGUAAGACUCGACAGAGCUAAUGAACCAGAUAUGCCACCAAAAUUACCAGAAGGUUUAAAGGGCAUUGGAAUGGGAUUGGGAGCUGGAGGAAACAGGUUGAUGGAUGUAGCUCGAAACAUUCCUAGUGUACAAGCCAACAAUCCACCAGUCGUAAAUCCAAUUUCUGCUCCUGUUUUGGCUGCUGGGGCUUUCGGUGCUGGAUUAAAUAAUGUCGUGCCUGCCCAAUUAGCAUCUGCUUUGUCCAAUUCAAAUGCUGCAGCCAUUCAAGCAAGUCUUGCCGGUGGAUUAGGUGCAAAUCUUACUACAAGUUCUUUAUUGAAUUCUUCAUUAACGAAUGAUCUGGCAUCUAAUUUGAACAACUUUGGUGGAGGAGUUGGAGGUUUGUCAGGUUUGCAAGCAUCUUUAGCUGGUGGACAAGGAAACAAUUCUUUUGCGCCAAGAGGCAUGUCUAAAUUGGACAACGACAUAGGAUUCGGUGGUAACAAUGCUUUCGGAACUGCAUCAUUCGGUGGUGGCAGAGACUUUGAUGGAGGUUUCAACAGAGGGGACGGCGAUCGUAUUUCUGGAGGAGGUGGUGCUUUCUCAGGUAAUCAAGGACAAGGUGGCGGAGGUAAUCGACAAAAUGCUAAUGGAUCUCGACCAAUGUCAGAUACAAUUCUCAUAGGAAACUUACCACCAAACACUACGUGGCAGAUGUUGCGAGAUAAAUUCCAAGAUGUUGGCGAGGUGAAGUUUGCAGAAAUGAGAGGUACGGAUAUGGGAAUGGUACGAUUUGUAUCAGAAUGGGACGCGGAGCGAGCAGUGUCGAUGAUGAAUCGAUCGAGAAUUGACGGGAGGACAAUCGACGUACGCUUAUACUAACGAUAGAAUGACUUGGAGAGUGGAUUAAAGCUAGAGGAGACUGGGGUUUGCUAUGUCGUCAACAGCAUUGUUCCGUUCCCGAUGACAAUACUUGAAAUUCAUCGUAGUUAUCUGGCAGAGAACGUAGGACAGUGAAUGGUGAUAAGAGAAGUUUUUGUCGUUGGAAAAGAGAGAGA
Polistes dominula (European paper wasp) is the source of this 2092-nucleotide messenger RNA. RefSeq names its product heterogeneous nuclear ribonucleoprotein rumpelstiltskin (gene rump). Gene Ontology annotation, molecular function: mRNA binding. Gene Ontology annotation, cellular component: cytoplasm; nucleus. NCBI's taxonomy places the organism in Eukaryota, Metazoa, Arthropoda, Insecta, Hymenoptera, Vespidae. The record is from RefSeq and is a predicted model, not a curated record.